AUGGUAUUAAAUAACCUCAGGUCACCAACAUUGUUGGAGAUAGAUACGUCUCUCCCCCCCCCCCCCCCGGUGUAUUUGGUUAAAAUGAACAACUUAUUGCCAAGCCCUGCAAAACAUUGUUCCUUGUGUAAAAGAAAACGAAUUUUCAUGCAGAGGGCUUUGCAAGAUUGAAAGAAAAUGGCAUUCAACUUAGAUUCACGGACGGAGACGCUGCUUUUUGAAGUGGAGAAGAGAACUCUGUGA
Molecule: messenger RNA, 243 nt
Organism: Lacerta agilis (Sand lizard)
Lineage: Eukaryota; Metazoa; Chordata; Lepidosauria; Squamata; Lacertidae
Product: neuropeptide-like protein C4orf48 homolog
Exons: 3
Source: RefSeq, a predicted model, not a curated record